CAGAGUGCAGGGUUCAGGGGUGCACUGUGUACAGAGUGCAGGGUUCAGGGGUGCCCUGUGUACAGAGUGCAGGGUUCAGGGGUGCACUGUGUACAGAGUGCAGGGUUCAGGGGUGCCCUAUGCACAGAGUGCAGGGCUCAGGGGUGCACUAUGUACAGAGUGCAUCGUUUAGGGCUGAUCUACAUACAGAAUGCAGAGUUGAGAGGUACAUUAUGCACAGAGUGUAGGGUUCAGGGGUGCACUGUGUACAGAGUGUAUGGUUCAGGGGUGCCCUAUACACAGAGUGCAUGGUUCAGGGGGUGCACUAUGUACAGAGUGUAUGGUUCAGGGGUGCCCUAUACACAGAGU
This is a messenger RNA of Staurois parvus, 348 nucleotides long. NCBI's taxonomy places the organism in Eukaryota, Metazoa, Chordata, Amphibia, Anura, Ranidae. The record is from the annotation of a GenBank genome assembly.